AGAGGGAAACAGCUGGAGGUUUCAGCUGUCACCGUCUGUGUCCCUCCGUCAGGGCGUUGCGAGCGUUACCAAACAGGAGGGAGCCAGGCCAAGUUGUCCUUUUCUCAUUAUUUGGCGGACUAAUGUUUAACCUGUCGUAGAUAUGGAUUUCGACGCUUUAUUUAACGAGAAUACAUUUCAGUUCUCGGAUUUCCAAGAGUUCACGUUUCUUCCUGGACACCAGAAAUUGACCGAAAGAGUGAGAAAGCGAUUAUAUUAUGGCCUGGACAAUGAUGUUUCUUUAGAUGCCCUUUCCUGCCCUGUUACAGAUAUUGCCGUCGAAAUCUUCCAAAAGUCUGCCCCAAGCCCAAUACGAAAGCUCCAGAAGAAGUAUGCUGCCCAUGUUGCCAGGGAGGCCUGCAUUUCUCCGUGUGCCAUGAUGCUGGCUCUUGUUUACAUAGAAAGGCUUAGACAUAGAAACCCUGAAUACCUCCAAAAGAUCUCCUCCUCUGACCUCUUCUUGAUCUCCAUGAUGGUUGCCAGCAAGUACCUGUAUGAUGAAGGUGAAGAAGAGGAGGUUUUCAAUGAUGAAUGGGGAGCAGCUGGGAAGUUGGAUGUCAAAACUGUCAACAACCUGGAGAUGAACUUCUUGAACGCCAUUGAGUGGAGCCUCUUCGCUGACCCGAAUGACUUCUUUGAUUUACUAAGUCAACUGGAGACCAGCAUUGCGGAGCGGCAGGGGAUGAAACGCGGCUGGUUCACCUACACUGACCUCUGUGUGCUGCUAGAGCACUCUGUAUGGAGUCAAGCCCUCACAGCCAUCUACCAGCACUUUACUAAGGUAUCCUGUAUGCUUGGCCUGGUCUAUCUAACCAGUGUGGCUGGCCUUAUUGCCACCAGUGCUGUGAUUCACCAGCUCAGUCUCUCUAGAGGAGGCCAGUCUCUUCUUCCGCCAGAUGAGAUCAGCCUGACCCACUUUUUGGCUUCCAACCUGAGUCCAGAAACCUCUUCCUCAGUGCGCCGCCUCCCUUGUUGUGUUCUGGCCAACAAGAGUGUUAACCGUCAGACUGGCUCACCUGGAAGCAGGCAACACCACAGUCAAAGGCCUCCAUCGUCUUCCACACAAACAUCUGUAUUGUGUCUCUGGGGUUCCCUGCUUGCCUCGAUGGGUCAUAUACAUCCUGAAACGAAACCUGAUGUGGAAGCCUCCCAGACCUGGUCUCCUGUGUCCUUCAUCUGUCCUGGCUGUCUCGCAACACUCCCUCCUCUUGCUUGCGGGCUUCGAAACACCUCAUCAGUCCCCCCUCACGGCCCCUUUGAAAACCAUCAGCCUCAUUUGUCGUGGUUUUCCUCCAGCCUCCUCGGUGCUACCAAGCCAAGUGUGGACUCUCAUCUAGAUAUUUUUCCUCCUGUACAGCUGCGACCUUGCCACCCAAAAUCGAUGCUGCCAGUUGACAAAGUCCAAGCUCUGCUUAUGCCUGGCUAGAAAUGGCAGAGCUUUUCAUCCUGUAGUAAAGGACUCUGGAAAUGAAACCAGCAUUGUUGUUGUCACUCAUCUACUGCUUCAAGGCUUUUCUUUUUUUACAUUUCCAGAUCUAGAAUACAGGAAAAAAGACGAGAGGAGUUGGGCACUUUUCCAAGAGGUUCACAGGGAGGAAAUUUCUAUAUAGUUAAAUACUGCAGGGUAAAUUUGAUUCAAUUCAAAUACCACAAUGCUUGAUUAAUCACAAGCGUUGUAAAGUUUAGUUCAUUUAAUUCUCUGCAGCAACUAAAUUCACAUUAUCACCCUUCUGUUUUAAGAGUUGGCCACUGUCGCUUGCUGUUGUAGGGCUUUUGAAUUGAAUGUGUUCCGAGUUGCUGUGUCACAGCGGUAAUUUUUAAAGUGGACAUGAACCACUAUAUGUGCAAAGGCUAAUUUACACGAUGGAGUCCUGCUCUCAACAACUGACAUGGAUGUAAUACUGUCUGUUAAGCUGGAUUUACGAAUUAAGUGAAGUUAAAGUUUAUAAAACAUGUUUAGCGCCAUCUUGUGUCAAUAUAGACCGUGAUAUCGUUGGGUUGGUUGCAGUAAAAAAGACUUAGAUUAGUUUAUGUUAGUUGACUAAUAACUGAACCAAUAACUCAGGGGAAAACAGGGUCACUAAAACUAAAAAUCAGUCUAGGGGGUUACUUUUGUGCUGCCACUGGCUGCAACAAUGAGUUUCAUGCUAACAAAUCGACUCCACUGUCACUCUCUGUCUCUUAAGCAGUAAGUGGUUUUAGGUAGUUUGGCUGGCUGCACUCAAACAGGAAACUCCACCUGUUAGUCGUUAUGUUUCGGUUUCUGAUGCAUUUUAUAAAUGAGAACAAUGUGGAGGAGAGCCUGUUUGAAUCACCAGACUGACAAGCUGGAGUCCAACACUACAGCUUUUUCUCACCAAGCUGUGCAAUCAGCUGACAAAGCAGAUGUUUCCGAGAUGUGAUCAGCGCUGUUUUAUCUAAUAAAAUGUCCUGUCUUUUCCCAAGCACAACUAAACAGUUUAUAUCACAGGUUACAUCCACAUUACAAUCUCCUUCACUUACUUUUCCUCACUUGUAAGAUUUAAAAAAAUGCAUAAAAUAACGCUGAUCACAUCACGAGGAAAAAUCAGAGUUUCUGACUUCCGGUCGUCGGUCUGCUGAAACACCCUCCAGCUGACUCAAACAGGCUCUCCUCCACACUAUUCUUGUUUAUAAAGAGCUUUAAAAACCUGCCCUUACAGCUAGCAGGUGGAUUUUCCCAUUCGGUGCAGCUAGCCAAACAACAACGAGCCAUUUACAUCUUAAGAGAUGGUGAGUUAAAGUAGACAGUAUAGCCUCAUUUCUAACAUAAAUCUCAUUGUUGCAGCCAGGGGCAGCACAAAAGUGAUCCCCUUAAACUGAUUUUUAGUUUAAGUGUCCUUAUUUUCCCCUGAAUUACUGUUCCUGUUACCAGUUAGCUUACAUGAACUACAGUGACACAAUGUUCUGUACUCACACAAGAUGGCGCUAAACAUAUUCUAAAAACUUUAAAUUUAGGCACUUUUUUUUAAAAAAAGCCAGUUUCACAGACAGAGUUACAUCUACGUCAGUUUUUGAGAGCAGGGCUCAAUGGUGUAAAUUAGCCUUUUAUACAUGUAGUGUUUCAUGUCCACGUUAAGCUGUUCACAUUUGGCAGGUUAAUGAAUGUGUGUGGUGGUUACCAAGCAUAUAUGAAAGUUGAAAGUUUUACGGUAAGUUGUUUUAUUUUUUUUAAUGAAGAAGGGACUUAAACCAGGCUAAAUUUUCUUAUUCAUAUUCGUUUCGUGUAGCCAUAUGCCUUUCUUUGAUGCAGCUUGAGGAUUGCAAUAGACACUGGUCAUUCACAUACACAUACUGUUGGCACUGAUAGCUAGUUAUAAAAUCCGGUUGUCUUCUAGGUUUGAGAACGUUCCACAUCAUGGAAGAGAAAUGGUUGGACAGGAGACCAGACAGUUGAAACCGUGUCUUUGUGUUACUGUCACAUGUUUUUUCUGUUUUACCAGAUGUGAUAUGGCAACAAAAUAUAAUACUUACGUCACUUUCCUGUAACAGGGUCUUAGCCAGGUGGAACACCUUUGUAAAGGAUGUGUUCCUGUGAUUUCAUGCAGUCUCUAGCUUUUUUGUUUUGUUUGUUUUUGCAUGUAAUGUCUUAAAGGAAAACGUCAACCUUCCUUUGUUGCGGGAGAUUUGCACUUUUUGGCUCCAUUUUCAUUGAUGUAGAACAUCAUCUUGCAUUGUUACUGCAUUAUUGUCAUGUUUUCAACACCAGAAGGGGAAAUGGUUAUUUUUAUCUACACCGCUACAAAUCUACAUUUACUUUGUAAUUGAACCUUUAACAAAUUGAUCUGAAUUUUGAAUUUGAUACACUUUGGAUCGUGAACCCCUUAAAUUUUGUACAUGUUAUAAAAUGCAAAUAUUGUAAAAUGUGUAGCAAAAAAAAGAAUAAAGACCGCAUUUGUUUGAGAUA
Molecule: messenger RNA, 3964 nt
Organism: Neolamprologus brichardi
Lineage: Eukaryota; Metazoa; Chordata; Actinopteri; Cichliformes; Cichlidae
Gene: cnppd1
Product: cyclin Pas1/PHO80 domain containing 1
Biological process (GO): regulation of cyclin-dependent protein serine/threonine kinase activity
Cellular component (GO): cyclin-dependent protein kinase holoenzyme complex; nucleus
Molecular function (GO): protein kinase binding; cyclin-dependent protein serine/threonine kinase regulator activity
Source: RefSeq, a predicted model, not a curated record